UCAGGUUCUGUAGCUGCACCAGAAAAAUUUGCAUCAGUUACAGAAAGAGCGCUGUUGAUAUGGCUGAGGAUGGGUAUCCUUUUGUAAACUCGAUGGACAGCCAUGCCACCUGUCCUCCAGUACCACCCAGGCUAAGCCAGGGGCAACGGUGUGCCAGGGUGGGACAGAAAGUGCUGUUCAUCCUGGUGAGCGUGGUAUUAUGCAGCAUGAUCGUAGAGGCCUGUCUCAUCUACCAUCUCUACCAAAUUGAAUCUGUCACCUCAGCAUCAAUCUCUAAGAUCAUCACAGAACAAGAUGUUGCUGCCACCAAACGGCCCAGUCCUGUUAUUUCUCCUUCCAAACCAGUUGCACAUCUGACAGAUGGACAAGACGUAGUUCAUGCAAAAGACAUUAUGGCAUGGAGCACAGAUGCAGACCCUCUCCUCUAUGAAAUAGACUACAAAGACAGAAGUCUUGUCAUUCAGAAGGAGGGGUAUUACUAUGUCUACUCCAAAGUUUCCUUCUCAGACAACGAUGUAUUUCAUCAUCUUGUUGAAUUGCGUACUGAAAAGUAUACUGGGAAAAGUAUUAACCUCUUGAAGUCCAGGAAAUAUUCCAAUCUUUCCAAACAUUCCUCUUACAAACAAUCCAACAGUUACUUGGGUGGAGUGUUUCACCUCUCCAAAGGUGAUGCCAUUUUUGUGAAAGUGAGCAACACCUCAAAAAUCGUGCGACAGAAACCGUCUGAUAAUGUCUUUGGUGCAUAUACGAUAUGAAUAUCAUACUAAUAUUUCACCAGAAAUCCUAAAAAUUGGAGUAAGAAUAAAUAAAAUUGGAUAAGAAAUCAUAUAACAUCUUUUUUUGAGGACUAAUGGUUCUCUUUGUAAUGAAAAGGUAAACACAACCAGAUUGGAGUGAAAACCUGGAAGUGUUAAGAAGGUCAGGACUGCUGACUCUUCAGUUUCUAAAUUGUGUUUGACAGUAUAACAAAAUUCAUUUUUUACAUCAGGGACUUUUUACAUGAUACCUUAUAUACUAACUUUACACUUAAUCUUUUGUGUGUUACGAACUGACACAUCAUAGAUGGAUAUUUUGAAGAUGACUUAUACUGCUUAGUUGGAUCUUCAUAUUUGUGCUGAGUUUAAUUGCAUGCAUCAUGUUGCAAACCAGUCUCACAUCAAAAUGUAUAGUAGCUAUGUUGGUCCACAGUGCAAAACAUAUUAGUUUCAGAUGCUUAUGUUUCUUUAGCCUAUUCUUUUCUACUGGCCUGCAUCCACAGUGCAAGUGGCUAGUUUCUGUCUGCAAAAACAAACAAAAUGGCUGAAAUUCCUUUUAUACUCAGGGGAAAUGCAUUAUUUUAGGAUAGCUUCAGCAUUGAAAUUCCUUUUAAUGACAUUUCUAGUGAGAAAUGUGCAUUUUAUUUUCAUAAUCUUUGUUCAGGGAAUGUAUAUGAUUUUUAGUUUGUUAGUUAUUAUGAAGGUUGUUUCAGGUCUUGCCAGAAAACCGUAGGAAUGCAAUGUUUCCGACCGUUGCUAUGGUGGUUGCUAUGGACCCUGCUGUCGCUGAAACCAUGUCGUUGCAUGUUGUGUGAAUCAUUGUCUUUGCGUUGUCUUGUUAU
Molecule: messenger RNA, 1597 nt
Organism: Thunnus maccoyii (southern bluefin tuna)
Lineage: Eukaryota; Metazoa; Chordata; Actinopteri; Scombriformes; Scombridae
Product: tumor necrosis factor ligand superfamily member 14-like
Exons: 5
Coding region: 60-755 (231 amino acids)
Biological process (GO): immune response
Cellular component (GO): membrane
Molecular function (GO): tumor necrosis factor receptor binding
Source: RefSeq, a predicted model, not a curated record